AUGAACGGUGCACCUCACAUUGGAGUUACCACGGCUCAGGUCAUACAAUGGCGUGAUGAAGCACAGGAGACAUUAAGAAAGGCUCAGAAGUUGUGCACUGCCGCCCAAUCGUCGUUGCAAAAGACGCUACAAGAUUUGACUGUUCAACUUCCGGAUGAAUUAGAGUCUGUUGAGCAUUUGUUCGAGUCUUAUCAAAACCAAUAUGAACUAAUUGACAAGCAAAUCAAAAGUUUAAAACAAACGUUGACCGAAUAUGUUGAUAAAGUGUUUACUGACAUGGAGGGUGUAUUGAAUCCGAGUUUAAAGCAAUUGGACGUUAUAACCACUAGAUUAAGGAACACUAACGUGCCACCGUUCGUGUUAACUUCUGAGGAAGCAACUCCAAAAACAUUACUUGAUUUCAUUGCUACAGAAUCAAUCGAUCUUAUCAGAGAAAACAUUUACAUUUACAGAACAAAUAGUGCCAAGAUUAAACAAUUGCUACUGGAUGAAUUUCAGAUAAGCAUCUUGAACUUACAUCAACAUUUUACAAUGCAACAUAACAUCAUUGACAGGGAGUUUGAUCGCUUAGGGCCAAUUCAAAUCGAAUUUAGAACUGCUCAUGGAAACAUACUCGAAUCGAAGGGUGUUUUAGGAACCACUCUUAAGGAAAAUCAAGCUUUAGAGAAUGAGUUGGUUUCGCUUUUGCAAAUGUUGACCAAUCAUUUUGAUCAGUGUAAUAAAGCUGUGGAGUUACUUUCUUCACCAAGCAGCAAUGUAAAGGUUAAUAUAAAAGUUUUAGCAAACGACGCUAACGAAUUGAGUGAGGUUUAUAAAGAGCUUAUGUCGAUUUAUGAAAUUGUAUUGACAAAUGAAACGAAGUCAAACAAAACAUUUCAACAGUAUAGCUCCUAUGUUAACAAAUCACGGGAACUCAUAGGUUUAGAAAUGACGAAAGUGAGGGACUUUAAAGUUACUACACUACCCAAGUUCAUAUUGCUACUACACGAGUCAAUUAAUAUUUUACAAACUUGUUCUAUAACAGAUGUAACGCUUGAAGAACUAUCACCCUGCGAAAUUUACUCCGAGACAAUAAAGCAGUUGAUAUACCACUACUCACAAUUUAUCGAGAUCUAUGAAACCAAGUAUCUUCAAGAAUUACACCACGAAGAAUUUGUGUAUCCAAGGAAAUUUCUAAAAAGAAUUGGUGAUUUUUUGAAUGAGGAAUUGUACCGCAUGCAACUUGAAGAGUCAAAUCACAGAAAAGCUUGGCUUGCGAAAUAUGGAGAGUUUAUUCCUAGGGAGUUCAAGUUGCCGGGCGAAGAUGAGAUGCCGACCGUUAUGCAGGUCAUAACGGAAGGCUUGGAACAUAUACAAAAAGAAGAUGGGGUUGAGAAGUUUAAUGAUGGCGAAGAGAAGAAUUUGCUAGAUUUGAUUAGAUCAUUUAGGUAA
Lodderomyces orthopsilosis Co 90-125 is the source of this 1431-nucleotide messenger RNA. Its product is annotated as protein kinase regulatory subunit. Bases 1 to 1431 code for a protein of 476 amino acids. NCBI's taxonomy places the organism in Eukaryota, Fungi, Ascomycota, Pichiomycetes, Serinales, Debaryomycetaceae. Gene Ontology annotation, cellular component: phagophore assembly site; Atg1/ULK1 kinase complex. The record is from RefSeq and is a predicted model, not a curated record. The transcript has a single exon. Gene Ontology annotation, biological process: autophagy of peroxisome; autophagy of mitochondrion; autophagosome assembly. Gene Ontology annotation, molecular function: protein kinase activator activity; molecular adaptor activity.